Molecule: messenger RNA, 2004 nt
Organism: Branchiostoma belcheri (Belcher's lancelet)
Lineage: Eukaryota; Metazoa; Chordata; Leptocardii; Amphioxiformes; Branchiostomatidae
Product: proline-rich receptor-like protein kinase PERK1
Exons: 6
Coding region: 928-1632 (234 amino acids)
Source: RefSeq, a predicted model, not a curated record
GACCAAAGUCCAAUAAUUUGUUGUUGGACUCUGUCCUGUAUGAGUUCUGGCCACACUUGUACAAUGUGGAAGGUUCAGUUUACCGUCUACAAACAAAUUUGAGCCAACAACAUCAUUGGUAGACGGGACCUCGUUGUUGUUUCGGUGCUGAGACGUUCGUAUGGGAGUCAAUCUUACAAGUUACACGCGGGCAAGGAACUGUUGAACCACAGGAUUUUGUUUGAGGAACUUCCUUCAUUUCCCCAUGAAGUCACUGAAGACUUUCGAAAUGUGGACAGUGCUUGGGUUGUUGGUUCUGGCCGUACAUGUUAAAGAUUCUCGUGCCCAGAAUACCACAAGCCAAAUGACGUCAACCCGGACGGUAACCAAUGGCAGCAGUCCUCCAGCUCCCGUCUCCAUGACGACACAGAUGAUGAACACGACACAGCCAGUUUCUACCCCCGACCUUACGAAUGGCACGACUAGAGGCACAAUCAUCUCAACUUCGACGAACACGACAGAACAGCCUAUAGCAAGCACGGGUGCAACGCCGUCAAACACUACAAGUCCAGUUUUUGCUGUCGUCACAAACGUUACCAGCAGUAAUGCUAACACAACAGCGACAAUAAUACACGUCACGACAACCAGAAUGGUCGGUACAACGACUAAUUCCUCAACGUCAGAGAGACCAUCAUCUACGGUUGCCAUGACACCUGGGAAUUCCACGGUUGCCAUGACACCCGGGAAUUCCACAGUUGCCAUGACACCCGGGAAUGCCACAGUUGCCAUGACACCCGGGAAUUCCACUGUUGCCAUGACACCCGGGAAUUCCACAGUUGCCACGACACCUGAGAGCCUCACGGUUGCCUUGACAUCCGAGAAUUCUUCCGUUGCCAUGGCACCUGGGAGUUCCACGGUUGCCAUGGCACCCGGGAGUUCUCCGUUGCCAUGACACCCGGGAGUUCGGCCGCGUCCAUAUCUUCGACCACCACAGAGGAACCCAGCAGUUCAUCUGUGACACCGACGUCACAGCCCCUGAACACACCAACCACUGCUGGUGGCCUGCAGUCAUCUUCACCACAAGUACAGAUAACUACAAUGUCAAGCUCUCAGCCUACAGCAGCAACAAGAACGCCCGAGGUGCAAAGCAGCGCUGCUGUAGCAUCUACUCCAGCAGAACAGACUUCUACAUCGAUACCGGUGGCAAGUUCACCUAAUGCAGCAGGCAGUGGAAAGCCCAAGCCGCCUGGAGGCCUUUCGACAGGAGCAAUGGUCGGCAUCGGCGUUGCAGGCGGGUGCGCUCUCCUGCUUUUCAUCUGUCUGCCUAUCGUCUUGUGGAGAAGAAAACAACGACAGGAAAACAUGGCAUCACAUGUAGCCUCCUCUCCCGACCUGUGGAUGGAUAACGUCACGUACGGGCGCCCGUCCACCGGCCUCGGUCCCUCCGUCCGGCUCAGCAGGAUCGAGUUUGAUGGGAGCAACUUCAUGAUUCCAGGGAUGGAGACAGGAUCAGCCGGUGCAAACCAGUCCACGAAUGGUGAACAUGGUUCAAUGACCGAAAGGUCAACAUUCCGCCCCAGCCGCGCUGCAUUUUCCACCACAGACGAGACCAAACGGCCGUCGACGGUGAUCGAAGAAGAACAGAAUGAAUGAUAGUGUAUUUAAGUUUAUUUUUAGUUGAAAAUAUGCAUAUGUAAUUAUUUAUAUAACUGCUACUGUAUUGUCCAGAAAGCAACGGUCUUUGGUAUUCUACUCAAACACCAUAAUAUAAUCAAAGGUUUUGCUCCUGAGACGUCGCCAAAAAGUCUGGGGCGAGGAUGCCAGUGACUUUUAACGCGUCCAUUCUCAGUCUGGGAUGAGAUAAGGUUUUUGUGUGUGGAAACAAAAAGAAAUAUCCACCACUUAAAGUAAAGUCGUAUAGUCAGCUGUCAAAAAACAUCUUUGGAUGGUUGAACAAAAGACACUCUUGGAGUCUUGUACAUAUUUUACCACAGUUCUUAUGUAGAAAUGUACAUAGUCAAAUGC